Messenger RNA from Hibiscus syriacus, 338 nucleotides. Its product is annotated as 60S acidic ribosomal protein P2-2-like. Gene Ontology annotation, biological process: cytoplasmic translational elongation. Lineage: Eukaryota; Viridiplantae; Streptophyta; Magnoliopsida; Malvales; Malvaceae. Gene Ontology annotation, molecular function: structural constituent of ribosome. The coding region runs from base 1 to 276 and encodes 91 amino acids. The transcript has 2 exons. Gene Ontology annotation, cellular component: ribosome; cytosolic large ribosomal subunit. The record is from RefSeq and is a predicted model, not a curated record.
AUGAUUCAUUUUUUUAAUGUUAUAGUUGGAGCUGAAGAUGAUAGGAUAGAGUUGCUAUUGUCCGAAGUUAAAGGAAAAGAUAUUACCGAAUUAAUUGCUUGUGGAAGAGAGAAGUUGGCUUCAGUUCCUUCUGGUGGUGGUGCUGUUGCAGCUGCCGCUCCUUCCGCUGGUGGCGGCGGCGGUGGUGCUGCUUCUGCUGCUGAGGCCAAGAAAGAGGAGAAGUUCGAGGAGAAAGAAGAAUCCGAUGAUGAUAUGGGUUUCAGCCUCUUUGACUAAGCAGGCAAAGCAAAAUAUCAAUGCUCGAGGGUUCCUCGUACAGUUGCCUGCUUUGUUUGAGU